This is a messenger RNA of Cladocopium goreaui, 7875 nucleotides long. The record is from the annotation of a GenBank genome assembly. Lineage: Eukaryota; Dinophyceae; Suessiales; Symbiodiniaceae.
AUGGUCUUCAAGAUACUGUUCCUCUUUGCGAUCUUUCUCUGCGAGGACCAGUACGACUUCAGCAAGGCGCAGGUUGCGGCGCCAGCGAGCCAAGGCGAGACAACUUUGGCAUUGGCACAGGCGCGGAAUCAGGACCCUGGGCAGGAAACAGCUGCAAAGGGUGUUUGGUGUCCUACAAAGCCAUCAUUCGAGAGAUCAUCAAUUUCUACGCUUGGUAGCUGCAGAGAUGGCAGAAUCAGAUGUAGAUUGGAGAUGCACAGCUUGCUGGAGGACAAACAAGGCCAAUACAUCGAAGUGCGCUCGGUGCGGCAUCAAAUGGACGCAUGGUUGCGAUCCAAACUAUGCAGCACACCUCGGAAGCGCAAUGCGGGUGGCAAGAAAGAGAAACACGCCCAGUACAGCGCGCCGGAGGUGGAGCCGCCAUGGAAUGCAAACUAUUCGGGAGGACCAUCAGCCUCUACAGUUGGAGAAGAUUCUUCGGCAGUUCAGGAGAAGUUGGUCAUUUUGGCGACAGCGGUUCAGGAGUCCAAUGCGGCAGUGAAUUCCACUGCAAGGCAGAUUGUGGAGGAGUAUUCCACACCGGUGCCGACGGCCAAGGGAUUGAAAGCAGCGGUGGACAAGAUGGACAAGGCGCGCAAAAAAUUGAAGGAUGCGGAGAAAGCGAGACUGACGAUGCAUUCUUCGUGGAGAAAAUACAUAGCAGACUCCUUGCAAAGGCGGACGCAGUUUGCAGAAAAAUUUGGCCGAGACGACCAAGAGCUUGCAGAUCGUGUUCGAGCAGCAAGAGAGAAACUGCAGAAAACGAAAGAAGAUGUGGAUGCCAAGAAAGCUGCACUAGAGGAUCACGAUGGGGAAGACCACAUCGACAUCUCCGACGAGGACAUGGCGGAGAAGGUGGACAGCUCCGAGAACAUCCAAAGCAGCCUCACGCACAUGGUGGAGAAUUUACUCGCUAUGAAGCAACAGGCGGACGCAGCGAUCAUAGAGGCGAACGAGAACAAGGCGAAGAGGCAGCGCACAGACAACAACGGGGAUGGAGAACUUCCUGCUGGGGGCGGAUUUCAUCAGGUAACCUUUGCAAAGUAUGUGGAGUUCUAUGUGGGCUUUGAGGACACCGAGCACUAUGUGAAGGAGACCUAUGCGGCGGAGAAUUUUAACCAUCAAGUACACCUUCGUGAGGUCACCCAAAGACUCUUCGCUGGAUCUGAGAUGAAUCUAGAGGACGAAGAAGCCUCUGAUGAAGUCUCAUGGAUGUCUGCAGGAGUUCAACAAGACCAAGGUGAACUGCAACCUUUUUUGAAUCGCGAUGCGACAAGGGCAGUCGACAUGCCAGAAGUCGCGCGCCAAGGAGAUGAAGUAGAGAUGGAGAUUGAGGCAGAGAUUUCACCAUCAGACCCAGAGGAUGGCAGUGGAUCCGAGACUGACUCCUCUGAAGGGCAAGAGGAACGACAUUCCACUUUGGCAUAUUUCAUGGAUUAUGACCCAGUGCAUUGCCGACCUCGAUGGCGAACCUAUGAGCUGCUUCACCAAGACAUUGCGUAUCAAGCUCGAAUGAGUCACCACGACGUGAGUAGAAUCAACAUUGUAGGGCAUCCUCCAGAAGAUCUACAAAUGGCAAGUGCGAGACCAGUCAUUGUGCAGCAGCCGCAAGAUGUGACAGAAGGGUCCACAUUUCAAUUGAUUCUUCUGGAUGUGGAGUUCCACAAUGCUAUGCCUUCUCUGGAAGCAGAGACAGUGAGGAGAGCGAAGCUUCUGCCAAAAACUAUUUCACGCAAAGCACUGUUGGCCGUUCUUGGGCUUCAACCUUUCUGCACUUAUGCAAGACAGGCAUGUCUCAUGUGGCACAACCGGAAGCCAGUGAAGAUGCAGGGCAGAGCACUUAUUGAUCUGCGUCAUGGGGACUAUUUGAAGAUCGUGGUCCCUCCAGGAAGAGGUGAACUUCGCAAGUACUACACUCGAGAGGUGGCGCAAUGCAUGCGACGUGGCUAUCGAGCAUCCAACAUUCCAGUUAUCCUCGAAGCCAAUCCUGAAGGAAUUGACGUGACAGACAUGCCGGUCUAUGACACGUUCGCCUAUGUCCCCAAGCCAGAGGACCUAGACUAUGACAAGGAUGCCAUGGCACUGUUCCAAAUGCCAGGCUACCAUGUUCCGCCAAUGGAUCCGUGGCCCAACUUUCUUACCAGAUCGUGCGAGGCGCCCAUUGAGGAGUUCAUUUACAACCUCAAGGUUGGAGAGCGAGAUCGACAAGAGGCACGCUCUUAUGAAACCUCCAACGGGACGCAACCAGAAGUAGGACGACCGCAGUUAGCUUUUGGCAAUGAACAGCACUUUCUGCAAGAAUUUUUUCCAGUGUGGCAUCAUUUUGCGGCUGUGGAACGUGAGGAUGAAGGGAGAAUCCUCUAUGCACGAACAUGGUACUCAGACCAUGACCGUUUCCCAGCGUGCGAAGUUUCUCGUUCAGCAAGGUUGACAUCAGAUAUCUCUAGCUGGUUAGAUGCCCUAGCAGAGACGUGGGAUGACCGAGUUGAUCCAGAUGUAGAACUCGACUUCUACCUCAUCGUACCAAGACCCAGAGGCCCGACAGAUGUAGGAGACCCAGCAGUUCCGCAUGUUCUUAUUGUGCAACACCCCCGACAUGACAGCAGAAGCGUACACGUCUUUGCGGUGGAUGCCACGGAUGCGGGAACGACAGCAAGGUCUUUCGUCACGGUCAUGCCCUUUCCCUUGCGGAAAAGUGAUUUUCUGGACUUGCUUGGCAUUCGAGAUGAGACUUUCAUUGAGAGCUUGGUGGAUUGUGCAGUUUGGCAUGGGAUGUUGAACUUGAUCAUGCGCAACAGUACAAAUCAGGACGAACCAGUGAUGCAGACCGGUAUGGUAGCUGUUAGAGUGAAGUGGCUGGCAUCAAACCAACCAUCCCCAAGCUACAUCACACUUUCUGCAGAGGCUACACAUGAUGAUGCGGCAGCAGAAUUAGGGUGCUGGGGACUGAAGGCUCUCCCAGUGAUAUGCAAUGAAUGUGGAGUGGUCGUCUGCCUGUCGGCAGAACCCUGCGAAACAUUGCAUUAUGACUAUGUCUUUGCGAACACAGCAUUUCAAGGGGGAAGCAAUAUGCAGGAUGUCAUCGUGCACACGGACAGGAAAAAGUUGCAGAUCAACGAGCUUAUGAGUGUUCUUUAUCAACUUGGAUUCUGGCGAGCCAUUAUUGAAUCUGAGGAGGAAAUCUAUCCCUCUGUCUUCAAGGUUUGCUUUUUGGACCAAGUUGUUACGAUCAACGAAAAGCCUCACAAGCCCCAGAAGAACGUCGACUGGCCGAAGCCACAACCAACUGGUGAGCACACCAGACAACCGUUCUUCCAUGAUCCAUCCCACACAGAAAGUGAACAGCUAGUCGAUCUGGGAGUGCAGACCAGCGACCUGCAUGAGCUCUUUCUUUCACAUCAAGACAUACUUUGUCCAGACUUUGAAGGAUAUGAGCUACCUGAGGAGCUACAAGUUGCAGUUGACCAAUGUGACCCCAGCAUCACAAUGGAGGAGAUCGACAGACUACUGGUCUACACUGACGGCUCUUCUCUGGGCUCGGUCAAGCAUGCGCCACCUCUGAGGGCAGAAGAAGAUGGGACAGGAGACACGUGGGCUUAUGUCAUUGUUGGCGAGAGAUACGCGCCUCCAGGUAUCAAGUUCAUUGGAUGGACAGCACAACAAGUACAUUAUGAUUCGACAAGCAAUGCCCAUCUUGGGGCAAAACGCCUUGGCGCAGACAUUGCGGAGAAGGAAGCACUCUCAUGGGCCGCCUUAUGGCGGCUGAGUUUCAACCAAAAGACUCCUACCUGCUUUCGUUCCGACUCGAGAGUGGCUCUGGGACAAGCAGCAGGGACAACGGGAGCAGAGGAGAUGGAUGAGACCUUUGCCUUCUUGCGAGGGGCAUUUCAAGCUAUUGAGGCAGCGCUGGGAAGAGAUGGAGUCCAAUAUCAACACGUCCCUGGGCAUGCUGGGGAAGCAUGGAACGAAAUCUGUGAUUGGCUUGCGAAAAGAGAGCGCCAGCGCAGCUUUUAUUGUCCAAGGCCACGAAUGGACAUGCGAAAAUGGAAAGCCGCCAUGAGCCACCUUUGGCUCAUUGUCGGACAACACGCUGAUCUUCCAAGAUUUUGCGGGAAAGGACUUCAUGCACCAGCUCCACAAUUACCUCAACAACAUGCUCCAGCAGAGAGUGAAGACACUAGAGGUCAGACAACCACACAGCAAUGGGACCUCAUGGAAUUCACUGUCAGUGCUUGUAGCGCCAACGUCAAUUCCCUCAGUGGAGCCCCAGAAGGGCAUGGAGGACGUUUGGAUUACCUGAGGUCUCAGUUUGCUAUGCUUGGCUUCAACUUCCUGGGAGUCCAAGAGUCCAAAACUCCUGAAUUUCACUCUUGUGUGAAUCAAGUUUUGAGGAUGAGUUCAGGCCCUGGGGACUAUGAUGGAGUUGCAGUGCACCAAACUGGCUUUGCGACUUCAUCUGGUACAUCACUGCUACGUAGUUUUGCAGAAGAACAAGGUCUUUUCUUUCCUUGCACUACGACAGCGCAUGUGGGCCCCACUGAAACAUGGACGGACCCAACAGGAGAGAAGAGAUACUGCAUUGACUAUGUCUUGUUGACUCAUCACUUCAGUGGUCAGUGCCAGGUAUCACGUGUUGUGGAGGAGUUUGAUUUGGGCAGAACAGCUUGGGACCAUGAGGCGACAGCGGUUGAACUUCAAUGGCAAGAGUGGCUACAACGCAGGUCAAGAAUCAGCCCUGAUGGCCUUGGGUUUGACCCUGAGCAGAUCAACGGCCAAACAGUCCAUUCAGUCCUCUCCACUUAUGCACCACCCACAUGGGAGACCAAUAUCGAAGACCACGUGGGCGACUUCAACAAGGUUCUCUUGCGUGGUUUGCGACAGCAUUGUCCACCGCCCCGCAGGGGGCCAAAAAAGGCCUACAUGACGGAGCAGAGCUGGCAACUACGUGGGAACAAGCUGAAGUUCAAGAAGCAGAUCCAACAAUUGUUUCGCCGGCAGCGAGAUGAAAGGAUGAUUUUCUUCUUCAAGCCCUGGAGACACCGUAGAACUGACCAGAAGGUUUGGGAAGAGUACCAGUCCUACAACGAGUAUCUCUGGAGAGCCAACUUUAAGUUGGUUGGGCAACAUCGCAAAGCAAUGCUGCAGUUGCGGCAGCAUUUGAGCAAAGCCAAACAAGAAACGAUCAGGAUGAAGUUUGCAGAGAUGGAUCCCAAUGCUCCGGCCAGUGCAAUUUUGCAUGAGCUCAAACCUCUCUUAGGUCCCUCCAAUCUCACAAAACUCAAGGUCUCGCCGCUGCCACAGAUACGCAAUGCACAUGGAGAAGCUUGUUGUCUUCCCAAUGAGGCAGUCGAAGCGUGGUUGGAAUUCUUCAGGCAAAUGGAAGGUGGCCCGGUGACAGAUGAAAUGGUGAUGCAUGUGGGGCGCAAGUUGGGGUUCACGGAGGAUCUUCUUGAGGAGCUCUACAAGCAUUUGAGUGAGCCGGCGGCGAUUGCGGAAGCGAACUUGCCGAAGCACAUGCAGAUUGCCAUCACCGCGUUGCAUGAGGACACGUUCUUUACGGUGAAAGGACAAGGUGACGUCUGCAGGACGACGUUGGGGUCGAGGCCGGGCGACUGCUUUGCAGACGUCAUAUUUUCGUACUUGUGGGGGCGAAUUCUCCGACGUCUACAAGCUACGCUCACAGACAUGCAGAUUGACGACAAGAUCCCUGCAGACACAGGCUUGAGUCUGUCGGGCCCGCAAUCAGAGCCUUCUCGGUCCUUCUUAGGGCCGACGUGGAUGGAUGACACAUGCGUCUGCGUUUCUGAUCCAUCACCGCAGAGACUUGAGGCCAAGAUCCACCAGGCAACGGGAAGACUUCUAGAUCUCUGUGAAACUCAUGGGCUUUCACCCAAUUUGAGCCCGGGGAAGACAGAGGCACUCUUAGUCUUUCAAGGACGCGGCUCAAGGCAGAUGCGCAUCAGAUACUUUGGGCCCACCUCAGACAGAUCUUUGAAGAUCAUGGGAGAAAAGGGAAUCAUGAAAGUGAGGGCAGUAGCUCAAUACACGCACCUGGGCUGUGUCAUUCACCAUCAAUCUGAUCAGAGGAGAGAAGCUCGCAGACGUAUUGGGAUGGCACAUCAGACGUUUACGCAGCACAGACGUCAUCUGCUGCAGAAUCCAGUGUUGUCCAUGCAGCAAGCACAGGCGAAUGAGGAGCUUCAGGAGGCAGCACGGCUUGAGGAACAGCACGCCUGUAUGAGUUGUCAACAAACCUUCAGGAGCAAAGGAGGCUUGGGAGCACAUCUCUUCAAGAAACAUGGCGUGAUCUCGCGGCUUCGACUCCUUUUCGACACGACGUGCUGUGGGGCUUGCCUGCGAGAAUAUCACACGUACAGCAAACUACAUGCACAUCUUCGACAUGCAGCAGCUUGCCGAGAGCAACUAUGGGGGAGACGCCAGCGGAUGGCACCUGUGGCGGGCAAAGGCUCUGUGGAAGAUCGAGAGCUGUGCAACGUGCAUGAUGGCAUACUUCCUCCCCUUCAAGUAGAGGGACCUUGCAUUGCAGCAGGAGCGGCAGUGGCGCUACCAGAACAUGAUCUAUGUCUGGCUGAAACCAUUUACGAGAAGGUCUUGGAACGUGGCGAAGCAGAGGAUAUUGACUCUGUAAUCCUUCACUCCAUCCGGGACUAUGUCAUCAUGUGGGCCUCGUGUAAGGCCACCCUGGGCUAUCUCAUCGAGAACCUCACGGAGCAGGACCUGGAGAUCCUCAACCUGGGGGAGUAUGACAUGGUGGAGCGCUUGCGGCAACUGCAAAGGGCGGAAAGCUGGCCUUUUCUUUGCUUGACCGGGUCCAGACCAAGGCACCGAGCCUCAACUAUGACCCUGGCAGAGAUGGAGCAGCAAUGUCUGGACGCUGUCGAAGCAGCCAGUACACGACAGAGGUUAUGGGGGGUGCCCAGACCGAUGGCAAAAGAGCGCUUCAUUAUCCACGCAUUUUCAGGCAGACGCAGAGCCGGAGAUUUUCAACAUUUCAUCGAGCUCAUCCAGAAGGACUACCCGAAGAUGCUGGUGCACACCAUUUCCGUUGACCUGAUGGUGGACCCUACAUGGGGAGACGUUUCACAACCCAAGGUCAGGGAUUUCUGGCUGAGGGCAGUGAAGCAAAGGCAGGUGGUCGGCGCUCUUGCCGGCCCGCCGUGCGAAACCUGGUCCCAGGCCUGUGGUAAGGAAUUGCCUUCGGACCCCAAGGGACGUGCGAAAAGAGGCCCCAGGAUCGUGCGAGACCUGGCUGACCUUUGGGGUCGUGCGGCCCUGGCGUUGAAAGAAGUUCGCCAGCUGGAUGUGGGCAACCUCUUGCUUUUAUUCACGCUGGAGCUCCUGAUUGAGUUGGCGCUGGCGGAUGGCGUAGGUGGGUUGGAGCAUCCGGCACCGCCGGCCGAUGAGACAAAGGCGAGCAUCUGGCGGCUUCCGCUGCUUCAGUUCAUCAUGGAAUGGCCAGAGUUUGAGACCCUCGAUAUCUCUCAAGGACUCUGGGGAGCCAAGAGCAGGAAACCCACCAGACUCUUGCUUCUCAACCUGAAGAAGAUGGUCCCGGAGCUCCGCCGCUGGCAGCUGACCGGCACUUUGCCGACUGGAGUGAGUAUUGGUCUCACUGAUUCAGGCGAAUGGGCCACCAGCGCAUUAAAAGAGUAUCCACCGGCCUUGUGUGCAGGAUUGGCGAGUGGAUUUCUCUCAUCUCUUCAGGAACAUCCUGUGGAGGAAGGGGUCGAGAUUGAUGGUAUCUUCCGGAAGCAAGCACUUGCGAUGGUAAUCACGCAAUAUGGUGCUGGAAUUGGCCCGGAUUUUGCACAGUAG